AUGACAGAUGAUCAAUGGAUUUCAAUCGUGAAUUAUUUGCAGCCUAAUGGAUGUUUUAAUUAUGAAAAUUUUGCAACUAUUCGUGACCAAUAUCAACAAGAAUGUGGUGGAUCAUUUCCUUCGUUGCAGAAUGAAUCUGCACUUAAAAAAGUAGCACAAAAACUUAAAAUCAAAAUUGAUACUAAUAAUAAUUUUGAAUUAUUAUGUGAUUGUGUCCUAUUGUCAAAUGCUGAUGAUUCUCAAUCACUAGUACAGAGUGGAUUACAUGGCGCAAUACAACCACAUAAUGAAGUCACUUUAGAAAAAUCGAAUAUUUCUUCACCAAAAAUGUUUCCACUUGCCACUAUGACUAAUGAAACAUAG
This is a messenger RNA of Rotaria sp. Silwood2, 363 nucleotides long. The record is from the annotation of a GenBank genome assembly. Lineage: Eukaryota; Metazoa; Rotifera; Eurotatoria; Philodinida; Philodinidae.